AUGGUUAGGAGCAGUUUUGAAGCAAACGAUUGCACCGCUGUAAAUAUUUAUAGAACAGAAGUUCCAUCUCUUGUUGAAAAUGGAACAGAAUUUGUUAUUCUGGACUGCCAGUACAACAUUCCAACAGUGGCACCUCUAGGUCUUGUGGUGAAGUGGUUCUUUAACGGAACUUCUGGCUUAGUCUACCAGUGGAUACCACCUUUGAAGCCUCAGGUUAUCGGAUUGCUUAAGGGCAAAGUUGACUUAAAUUUUAAAAUUUCAGAGGAACCCUUACAAGCAUAUCGUGCUAUUAAAAUACUGAAACCCUCAACAGAUCUCAGUGGAAUGUAUACUUGUGUAGUAUCAACUUUCCUGGAGGAAGACCGUCAAACUCGGUGUAUGCUUAUAUAUAGUUCUGGAAAAAAUUUUCAAUUUACACAAGAGAAGAAAUAUGUAUUUUUAGUGACUCUUAUAUGUGGUGCAGAGGACUUGUACCCUAAACCAGAAAUAAUAAUAUCGGCAAGAGGGAAACCUCUUACUCCAGCUGUUUCGGAGAUAAAAAUGAACUCAUGGGGAUUGUACUCUUUGAUAACAAAAGUAGUCGUACACGACGACGACGUCUUUGAACCGUACGAGGAAUACACGUGUACUCUCAGGCUGCCAUUAGCCAAUUACACAGCCAACCGAACUACAGUGUAUUAUCCUGGUAUGAUGCCUACUCCAGAUACUACUUAUGAAGUCUUUGAAAUUCAACGGCCACAAGAGAGACUAGCAAAUGGUAACAUUCUUUUGUCAAGAAAUUUUCAACUACAACUAAUCGUCGCGCUUCUUUCAGCUCGCCAAAUAAUAACGCAUCCUCCUAUUUGAAAUUGUUUACUGUUUAUUUGUUUAAUACAUUAACCAGUCACAUUUUGUAGUUUCCUUUAUA
Molecule: messenger RNA, 907 nt
Organism: Melitaea cinxia (Glanville fritillary)
Lineage: Eukaryota; Metazoa; Arthropoda; Insecta; Lepidoptera; Nymphalidae
Exons: 7
Coding region: 1-846 (281 amino acids)
Source: RefSeq, a predicted model, not a curated record